This is a messenger RNA of Lolium perenne, 1986 nucleotides long. Its product is annotated as glutamate dehydrogenase 2, mitochondrial. Gene Ontology annotation, biological process: L-glutamate catabolic process. The record is from RefSeq and is a predicted model, not a curated record. Gene Ontology annotation, molecular function: L-glutamate dehydrogenase (NAD+) activity. Gene Ontology annotation, cellular component: mitochondrion. NCBI's taxonomy places the organism in Eukaryota, Viridiplantae, Streptophyta, Magnoliopsida, Poales, Poaceae.
UCUUCUUUGACUCGCCCUCCUUCUCUGUGUGUUAAGCAUUUCCCAGCUGUAUCAAACGUGCAAUUAGCCCAUAAUUACGCUCUAUAAUAGGAACAAGACGUGCUGCUGGAUCCAAUCGCCGCGUCUGACUCAUCUCCAGAUCAACGCCACCGCCGCCGCGUGCUCAAACCCAUUCUCCUCCAUCUUAUCUGUCUUCUUCUUCUUCUUCUUCUUCUUCUUGCUCCGCCUCCCUAUUAAUACCCUUUUGCUCCAAAGAACCAGAGACCAGCAGAGCUCGCGCGCGCCCCCUCGAUCUCCGGACAAAAAAUCCCCCCUUUUCGCGCCCCCACCCUUGCCCUUUUUGGCCGCGAUCUCGCGCGUUUCUGUCGGCCCCUCUCAUUUUCGCCCGGACUCCUUCCCUUCCUUCCUCCUUCCCGGUCGCGGUUGUUGGGGUGCCGCCGCCAUGAACGCGCUCGCCGCGACCAGCCGCAACUUCCGGCAGGCCGCUAGGCUGCUUGGCCUCGACUCCAAGCUCGAGAAGAGCCUGCUCAUCCCCUUCCGCGAGAUCAAGGUGGAAUGCACCAUCCCCAAGGACGACGGCACGCUCGCCUCCUUCGUCGGAUUCCGCGUGCAGCAUGACAACGCCCGCGGGCCCAUGAAAGGUGGCAUCCGCUACCACCCGGAGGUUGAUCCAGAUGAAGUUAAUGCGCUUGCCCAGCUGAUGACAUGGAAGACUGCCGUUGCGGCGGUACCAUAUGGUGGAGCAAAGGGAGGAAUCGGGUGCUCUCCUGAUGAACUGAGUAGGAGCGAGUUGGAGCGUUUGACGCGUGUAUUUACCCAGAAAAUUCAUGAUCUUAUUGGAACUCAUACCGAUAUUCCGGCUCCAGACAUGGGAACUAACGCACAGACUAUGGCAUGGAUCUUUGAUGAAUACUCGAAAUUCCAUGGUCACUCCCCAGCUGUUGUCACUGGGAAGCCCAUAGAUCUUGGUGGGUCAUUAGGUAGGGAUGCUGCUACUGGACGGGGUGUAAUGUAUGCUACUGAGGCUCUCCUGGCUGAAUACGGGAAGUCCAUUUCAGGAUCAACCUUUGUUAUUCAGGGAUUCGGUAAUGUUGGUUCAUGGGCUGCGCAACUCAUCCAUGAGAAAGGCGGUAAGGUAAUUGCACUUGGAGAUGUAACAGGCUCAAUCAGGAACAUGGCAGGGGUAGACAUACCUGCUCUGAUGAAGCACAGAAAUGAGGGUGGUCACAUGAAAGACUUUCAUGGUGCGGAAGUCAUAGAUUCCGCAGAGUUGCUAGUGCAUGAAUGUGAUGUUCUCAUCCCAUGCGCUUUAGGUGGAGUCCUUAGCAGGGAAAAUGCACCUGAUGUAAAGGCCAAAUUUAUAAUUGAAGCUGCUAAUCAUCCGACUGAUCCAGAAGCUGAUGAGAUUCUUACCAAAAAGGGAGUGAUUGUCUUACCAGAUAUCUAUGCUAAUUCCGGUGGUGUGAUUGUUAGCUAUUUUGAGUGGGUUCAGAACAUUCAAGGGUUCAUGUGGGAUGAAGAGAAGGUGAACAUGGAGCUCCACAAGUACAUGAACAGCGCUUUUCAGCACCUCAAGGCAAUGUGCAAAACACACGAUUGCAACCUUAGGAUGGGAGCAUUCACCUUGGGUGUCAACCGGGUUGCGCGUGCCACACUCUUGAGGGGCUGGGAGGCAUGAGGAAAUCCAGAUUUCUCGUCAAAUAAUUCUUGUCUGACACCAUGGUGGAUCGUAGUUCUUAUAAACACCAUUGUUGAUCUGAUAAAUUCAUCACAAGUUGAUGGUAUGGGAGUUCAAUUGAAAUAAUUUUCGGGGUACAUGACAGAGAUGAUGGGUUGGGUUUGUUCUUUCUUGUAGUUAAGUCUCUGCCUUGGGUUGCUAACUGUGGUAUACUGGUGAUCCAGUUCCGGGUGAUUGUAAACCUUAAAGAGUUGCUGAACGUGUCACAAAAGCUUCUGCAUAUUAAUAAAAAAUGUUAUAUCGGCCAA